Gekko japonicus is the source of this 1910-nucleotide messenger RNA. It is a transcript of the gene TERF1, whose product is annotated as telomeric repeat binding factor (NIMA-interacting) 1. Gene Ontology annotation, molecular function: telomeric repeat DNA binding; protein homodimerization activity. The coding region runs from base 34 to 1221 and encodes 395 amino acids. Gene Ontology annotation, cellular component: nucleus; chromosome, telomeric region. The transcript has 9 exons. Gene Ontology annotation, biological process: telomere maintenance. The record is from RefSeq and is a predicted model, not a curated record. Lineage: Eukaryota; Metazoa; Chordata; Lepidosauria; Squamata; Gekkonidae.
UUGGUUAAUCGGGUUGGGCUAAAACGCCCUCUGAUGAGGGAAGGCCUGUUACAGGAGGUAUUGGAAUUUGAGUGUCGGCGCGCGAGCCGUUUGAAAAUGGAAGGACAGGCGGGAUUGACGGAUUGUGGUGACGCCUCUCCUCCCGCGUCGCCUGCUGCGCCCGACCAACAGUCCCCGGGAUCUCCGGUGCUCCUCUCUGAGGUGGAAGCGGUGGCUGCCGGAUGGAUGCUGGAUUUUGCGUGCCGCUGUCUGUGCCGCCAUUUCUGUGAGGGCAAUCGGCGGGACUUCGAGAGGAGCCGCGACUUGUUGCUGACUAUUAUCAAAGGGUUAUGCAGAAUAGAAGCUCAGCAAGUGAAAACAAUAUGCAUUUGUCAGCUAUUGGUUUGUGUUGCAGAAGGAAAAUCACUUGAUUCUCAUUUUGGGACUGAUGAAACAAUUUCACCUCUGGAAAAUGCUCUGUCAGCUUGGACUUCACUUCAGAAACUACAAAGCAUACCAGAUAAACUGCAUGAAGAAAUCAAACACUUAAUUCAGAUUCAGGCUGUGGCAGUGCACAUGGAAAAGGGCUAUUUUAAGGAAGCUACAGAAGUCCUAGAAAGACUGUUUCCAGAAUCUAUCUCAAAUGAGCCUUUAAGAAUGAAGCUGGCUAGAAUAACAAAACAAAAGGAUCCAUAUCACCAAUUUCUCCGGCACUUCAGUUUCAAUCUUCUGAAUGAGAAAAUCAAAUAUUACAUUAGUAUGUUGUUGAAUGAAGAAUCCGACAAUUUUCUAAUGAAGGAAGCUGCAAAAGAAGCAAAAACUAAAAAAUCAGAAAAAAUAACAGCUGUACAAUGCAACAGUGAAAGUGAAGCUGCUGCAGAAAAACUCUUGGAAUGCAUGCAGAGAUCACAUAAACAGUCUUGUUCCUUAACUGGCCAAGCAUUUUGGAAUUUGGAACAGAUACAGCAUCCCAAUGGAACAAAAAUUACAAAACGGAAAACUCUCCAAAAUAAGAAAGUCUUGCAGAGCACUGAAAAUAUUCAGGAAGGUGAUUACUGUCUGCCUGCUGGUAAGAAGAAACAGCGCUGGAGUUUUGAAGAAGACAAGAAACUGAAGGAUGGUGUAAAGAAGUUUGGAGUAGGAAACUGGACUCAGAUUCUUCAGCAUUAUGACUUCAAGAAUCGAACUAAUGUAAUGCUGAAAGACAGGUGGAGGACAAUGGUUCAGUUACGCAUUGUUUAGCUGUCUUUCUAACUUCAACUGCUUAAUCUCUGUAGAAGUAAAAUAAUGUAUUUUAAUGUGUACUUUCAAUGCCAAUUUUUUUUUUCAAUUAUUUUGUUCAUUCUGUAUGCAACUUGGUUCUUGUAAAUAGUUUAGUGUCAAUAAAGCAAUAAUACUGACUGUUGGCUAGUGAACUGAUCAUGACUGAUCUUAAAUAAAGCUCUUAUCUCCAGCAUUAAUAUUGUUACUAAACUGAAUAACACUGUGCUACUGAACUUAAUGAGAUUGCUGAAAAACAAGUUCAGAAUCACACUAAAGGCCUUUCAUAUUGCUAUGCAUGAAAAAAGUACAACAUUUGCUCAUUUAAUACGGAUAGCCUGUGACAGCAAAUGACUCCUUUGAGCAUGAAGAGUUUUCAACUCUCCAUUACUGUAGGAACUCCACGCAUGCAAAAGAGUUGUUGGCAAAUAUUUUGUAUUGCUAGUGUAACAUCUUGUCUGACUGCAGUCUGGUUUUACUGGCCAAGUAUAAAGCUACCUUGGCUCCACUGAAAAGAAGCACAGCAGUUGCACUUGUCAGCUGAGACCAGUUAUCAGCACAUCUACCUUUAAUAUACAAGCUGAGAAUUCUAAUGCUCUCAUGGUUAGCUAAAUUAAUUUUUUCCUCUCUGUAUUAGGCACAGGUUUCAGACAUCCAGCAAGUGUCAAGUU